Molecule: messenger RNA, 1587 nt
Organism: Cornus florida
Lineage: Eukaryota; Viridiplantae; Streptophyta; Magnoliopsida; Cornales; Cornaceae
Exons: 2
Coding region: 1-1587 (528 amino acids)
Source: RefSeq, a predicted model, not a curated record
AUGAGGGAGGAAGUGCCGGAAUAUGAGCAUAGGAUUGCGUCACCAUGGCGGAGUGAAUUUGCGGAGCAUAGGUCGUUCGAUCCGCCAUACCGACCUUCAUUAGCGACAGUUGAUUACCAUAGCUCAGAAAGGAGAUCUGCCGAUCGAGGGUUUGCAUCACGGUUUUCAAGAGAAAACGAAGCAUUGUGCUCCUCAGCAAGGACAGUCGCAUCGCCGUUCACUGAUGAAAUUCUGAACGCGCCGAAUCCGAAGAAGUUUUCCAUGCCGGUCUUCAUUCUGUUUGACGGAACAACCGAUCUGAUCGAUCACAUAUACCAUAUUCAGUUGAAAAUGGCUUUGAAUACUAAUAAUGAUCAUUUGAUGUGCAAGUGUUUCCCUACGAGCUUGGCAGGACCAGCUCUCAAUUGGUUCAAGAAUCUGGCUCAAGGCUCAAUCGCCAGUUUCCAGGACUUAUGCGAUAAGUUCAUAAGCCAGUAUUACGGGAAUAAGCAUCCGGCUAAGGAUGUAUCGAGCCUUUUUACAAUGAAACAGCAUGAGGAUGAGCGGCUCCAAGCUUUUCUCACCCAGUUCAACCUCGUUAAAAGCAUGGUAAUAGAGUGUCACCCAUCAACAGCGGUCCAAGCAUUUAAACUUGCAAUGAAUCGGGGGACGCCGUUCCACACCAACUUGGUGGUUAAUACACCAAAGACAAUGGACGAGCUGAACGAGAGAGCUGACGGUUUUGUUCGCCUUGAGGAGGAAGAAGCAGCUAAUUCAAGGAAGACGUCAAUUAUUUCGACGGAGGAGAAGUCCAAAGCCAAGAUCCGGCAAAAACAAGCUCAACCGCAACGUCACCCCUCAUGGAAGGUAGAGAAGAGGCCCAGGGAGGAGGAAUCAGUCACUCCACUCAGAGUCACCUUAGCAAGGCUAUACCAGGAGAACAAAGAUAAGUUUCGUCCUCCUCUGCCAAUCAGGAACCUAAAGAGGCAGGUAGAGAUGCUGAUCGCAAAGGGGGAGUUUGCAAGCUAUGUUCAGGGUCCGGCGCAAGAGCAUAACCGCCCAACUGAACAACUCAAGCGGAACCAGAGGCCGAACCAACACAACUCUCAGCCCGUCCGGAUUAUAAACGCAAUUCAUGGCCGGCCUGAACAAACGACGGAGUCAAAGGAGUUGCUCAAAACGAGGUUACGCCAGGCCCAGCUGAAAAGAAGAAUUGGUAGUGUGCGUGUUUUGCACCAGCAGAACACAUCCACGUCGAUUAAGUUUGAUAAAAUGGACCUGCUGCGCGUUCAGAUUCCUCAUGAAGAUCCACUAGUCGUCAGUCUGACGAUUGCAGAAUGCCUGGUUCGGAGAGUCCUAAUUGAUCCAGGAAGUAAUGCGAAUGUCAUGCCCAGAGUGACGUUCGACCGACUGGAGAUCGAACCCGAGAAACUCAAACCCGCAGGAAAUCCGUUGCUCGGAUUUGAUGGGAAGCGAGUGGAACCCAUUGGAAUAGUGGAAUUGACAAUACAAGCCGCUGAGCGGGUUUUGACCGAAAGUUUUGUGGUAGUGGAAAUUCAUCCAUCAUACAACCUCUUGAUGGGCAGAGGAUGGAUUCAUAGAAUUUAG